AUGUCUGCCAACAAGGACUUUCAAAUCGCCAUCAUCGGCGGCGGUAUUGCCGGACUCACUCUAGCUAUCGCGCUGCACCAUCGUCAAAUCCCCAUCAUGUUGUACGAGUCGGCGGCACACUUUGGCGAGAUCGGCGCCGGCGUAUCUUUUGGCCCCAACGCUGUGCAUGCCAUGAAGGCUUUGCACCCAGGCGUGUAUGAGGCCUUUCAAGCGGUCUGCACGCGCAAUGGCUGGGAGUCCAAGCAGAAGACAUGGUUCGACUACGUCGACGGAACUGAGGGCAACGAUAAGGAUGUCGCGUUCACCAUAGAGACGGAAUUGGGCCAGAAUGGCGUUCAUCGCGCGCACUAUCUCGAUCAGCUAGUGCAACAUUUGCCCAAGGAAAAGGCACAGUUUGGCAAGCGGUUGCUCGAGGUCAGGGAGCGCGAGGAUGGCAAGCUGGUCAUGCAUUUCAAAGAUGGGUCAACGGCGACAGCGGAUGCUGUGAUUGGGUGCGACGGUAUCAAGUCGAGAGUCCGGCAGACGGUUGUUGGUGCCGACCAUCCUUCCGUUCACCCCUCGUACACCCAUAAGUACGCAUACCGAGGUCUCGUACCCAUGGACGUUGCUGUCGACGCAAUUGGCGAAGAGAGGGCGAAGAAUUCGUACAUGUUUAUGGGACCCGAUGGCCACGUCCUGACCUUCCCCGUCAACGGUGGGAAACAGCUUAACAUCGUGGCUUUCCGCACUACUACGGAUGACUGGCCCGACUAUGAGCACCUCACGAGACCAGCCAAGCGGGAGGACGCUCUCCGCGACUUCGAGGGGUUUGGGCACAAUGUGAUCAGUCUGCUCAAACUCACGAAUGAGGACCUUGAUGUCUGGGCCAUCUUCGAUACUGGUGCCAACCCUAUACCUACUUUCUACAAGGGUCGCGUCUGUGUUACCGGCGAUGCAGCACACGCUACCUCUCCUCACCAUGGCUCAGGUGCGGGAUUCUGUAUUGAGGAUAGUUUGGUCAUGGCCGAACUCCUCGCCGAUGAGCAGGUUCAGAAGUCCAGUGAUCUUGAAGCAGUAUUUGCAACUUUCGACGAAGCGCGCCGAGACAGAUCCCAUUGGCUAGUACAGAGCAGCAGAUUCGUCGGAGACUGCUACGAAUGGAGAGCGGAGGGUGUCGGCAAGGACUUCAAGAAAAUUGAGGAGGAGAUCAACAGCAGGUUGUCCACUAUUGGAAAGGUGGAUGUUCAGAAAUUUGCCACCGAUGCUAGGGAGAAUCUCCAUGCGAGACUGAGCAAAUGA
This is a messenger RNA of Truncatella angustata, 1278 nucleotides long. RefSeq lists its product as uncharacterized. Gene Ontology annotation, molecular function: FAD binding. The transcript is spliced from 2 exons. Lineage: Eukaryota; Fungi; Ascomycota; Sordariomycetes; Amphisphaeriales; Sporocadaceae. The record is from RefSeq and is a predicted model, not a curated record. Bases 1 to 1278 code for a protein of 425 amino acids. Gene Ontology annotation, biological process: secondary metabolite biosynthetic process.